This is a messenger RNA of Macrosteles quadrilineatus (aster leafhopper), 3321 nucleotides long. RefSeq lists its product as uncharacterized. Gene Ontology annotation, molecular function: nucleic acid binding; zinc ion binding. The record is from RefSeq and is a predicted model, not a curated record. The transcript is spliced from 2 exons. Lineage: Eukaryota; Metazoa; Arthropoda; Insecta; Hemiptera; Cicadellidae. Bases 1 to 3321 code for a protein of 1106 amino acids.
AUGUCAAAUAAAGAACCAUUAUCUCGUAUGACUACAAGAUCCUGUACAAAAAGAGAAGAGAAAAAGGACAGUGCAGAAGUUGAAAAAGUUGGCCUUGAUGUCUCUGCAAAAAGUGCACUAUCCUUUCCUUCUUCUGAUAGAAGAUCCAAUAAAAGUAAAAGUAGCAGCAGGAGGAACAGAGAAGUCGCUGAUGUUAUGAAUGAACUCAUUAAGAUUCAGGAAGAGGAAACAGCUAUCACAAUAGCACGUGCAGAAGCUAAUGCAGAAGCAAAAAGAGAAGAAGCUAGAGUAAAGGAAGAAGCUAAAAGAAAGGAGUUAGAAUUGAAGAAAAGACUCAUGGAAGAAAGACUAUCACUAAUCAAUUCUAGAUCGUCCUCAAGAGGUAGUAGCACUUCCAGGCGUUCUCUCGUGUCAAUUGAUCAACCUAUACCAACGAAAGAAGCUGUUACCUUUUGGAUGCAAGGUAUUGAAAAUGAAAUGAUUCCUGAUGAUCAAGCACAGAAUUACAACACUGUGAGGGUAAGGGAUGAGCCGGCUGAUGGCCAUCUAGAUGAUCAGCCAAAGCCUAGGGCCAACAAGUCGGUGAGUACAUCCAAAAUACCAAAUACAAACGCUCAAGAUGAACAGUUUAAGCCUUGGGCAAAUAAACCACUUUUAGAAGAGCUUACAGACAAAUUGUCUACUAAUAUGAAACUAAACUGGGGAAUGUAUGUCAUGUCCCAGCAAUCUGAGGUAAGGAAACCAAUAGGGCUAGAUAGUUUCUCAGUAUGGCUGUCAUCAGUGGCAGAAGCAGCUACAGUUUGUACUUCUACUUCUGUUUCCUUUGCUGGAAACAUCAACAAAGGCUCAGGAAGAUACGAGUCUGGUCAGAAGAAUGUUGUACUUAUGCACGAAGAUAGAGAGAAAAGGUUAAGGAAAAGACUGUGCCUCUGUUGUAAAAAAGACAGCCAUAGUUUAGAAGAUUGUAAAUAUUUUCAGAAAAAUGAUGUACAAAGCCGUUGGGAACUGGUGAAAAAUAAUAAGGUUUGCUUUAACUGUUUGAAGAUAGGUCACAGAGCAACACAAUGUCGUAAAAAAGGAGUUUGUGGAUUGAAUGGAUGUGUUUAUCAUCACCACAAUUUGCUGCAUAACAAUAUUAAACAAGAUAAGAAAAAUGAAGUCAUGGAUGUAAUUGAGGCUCCGACAAUUGCUGGGUCUAAUAAGGAGCAUAUUGGAUAUCAAGAUGAGUCGCUUGAUAGAGUACUAUUACGAGUCAUUCCAUUAAAAUUGAUCGGAAGUAAGGGAAAUGAAGUAAACACAUUUGCAUUGAUUGAUGAUGGAUCUACAAUAUCAGUCAUAGAAAAAAGUUUGGCAGAUGAACUCAAUCUUGAUGGACCAACGAUACCAGUAUCAUUUUCUUGGACUGAUGGGUCAACAUGCACUGAAAACCUUUCAAAAACGGUUUCAGUAAAGAUUGUCAACGAUGAAGGAGAACAAUUUGUUCUUGGUAAUGUAAAAACUUUGAAAGAUUUACAGUUACCCGUUCAGUCCAUGAAUAUGAAGAAAGUUAAGUCAAAAUGGCCUCAUUUACAACAAAUUUCUGAAAAGGCAUUUCAUCGUGGCCGGCCCCGACUGCUAAUUGGUCAUGAACACAUUCACUAUACCGUGCCCUCAAAAGUUGUCAUUGGACCUGGAAAUGCCCCAAUAGGACUUAAAUCAAAGCUUGGCUGGACAAUCAAUGGCCCUACUGGAAAAGAGCAAUAUCACAGUAGAAUUAAUCAAGAAUAUGUGAUGUUCAAAAGCGAUAUGAAAAUCGAAAUGGAAGAAAUGAAUUCAAUGAUCAAAAAAAGCUUUGAACAGGACUUCAUUGAUUAUCCAAGCAACAAUAUUUCAAAAAGUGAAGAAGAGGUCAGAUCGGAAGUGAUAAUGAAAAGUACGUGCUCACAAACAGAAGACGGGCGCUGGGAAAUCGGUUUGCUAUGGAGAGAAGAAAAUCCUCAACUACCAGAAAGUCGCUCUGUAGCGUGGCGUCGAUUGAAUACCGUAGAGAAGAAACUGAAAGAUAAUAUUAUAAUGAAACGGCUAUACGAUGACCAGAUGGAAAACUACGCUCAGAAGGGCUACUCACGAAAACUAAGCGUAGAAGAAGUUCAACUCAAAAAUGACAAGACUUGGUAUCUUCCGCAUUUUUCUGUUGACAACCCAAGAAAACCAAACAAAUUUCGAUUUGUUUUUUAUGCAGCUUCAAGAUCACAUGGUCAAAGCUUAAACAGCUACUUGCUACCAGGACCCAAUCUAUUUAACAACCUUACGGAAAUCUUGUUUAAAUUUAGAAAGCACAAAAUUGCCAUUGCUGCUGACAUUGAAGAGAUGUUUUUGAGGAUUAAAGUAAGACGUGAAGAUCAAGAUGCUUUAAGAUUUCUGUGGCGGGGAGAAGAAAGUGGAAGAGUAGAAGAUUGGUGCAUGGCAUCAUUGAUUUUCGGAGCUGCAUGCUCUCCUACUUGUGCAAUUUAUGUCCUUCAAACCAAUGCUGAGAAAAAUGGUGAUAGUCAUCAAGAAGCUGUGCAAGCUAUUAAAGAGCAAUUUUACAUGGACGAUUACUUAGAUAGUAUGGAAAGUGUUGAUGAAGCUAAAAGUUUGACCAAAGAAGUUGUUUCCAUUUGUAACAAAGGAGGUUUCAAUUUGAGAAACUUCAUCAGCAAUUCUCAAGAAUUUAUGAAUGCAUUACCUAAAGAAAGUUGGUCGAAAAACUACUUGAAUGAUAACCUGAAGUUGAGUGACGAAAAUAAUGUAGAAAGGGUCUUGGGUCUGUAUUGGAACUUUCAUGAGGAUAGUUUCAACUUUAAAACGGAUUUUGUAAGAGUUGACAAAGAUGUAGUCAGUCUCUUGCGAUUACCUACAAAGCGAGAAGUGCUACAAGCAGUGAUGUCAGUAUACGAUCCACUAGGUUUCAUCACACCAAUAACGAUGAAAGGGAAAAUACUGAUGCAAGAACUAUGGAAGGUGAAUGUUCAGUGGGAUGAAAAAAUACCAGUAACUUUAAACAACUUGUGGCUGUCCUGGAUAGAAGAUGUGUUGAAUGCCGAACGCCUAAAGAUACCACGUUGUUAUGGUUUAACAGGAGGUGAAUCAGUACAGUUACAUGUAUUUUGUGAUGCUAGUAAGCAGGACUAUUGUGCAGUAGCAUAUUUAAGAAUAGAAAAACAAGACCUAGUAAAUGUUGCAUUUGUUUUUGCAAAGUCAAGAGUGGCUCCUAUACGUGAAACGACCAUACCACGACUUGAACUUCAAGCAGCAGUUUUGGGUAGUCGAAUUGCGAACCUCAUUCUUCAGGCUCAUUAA